AGCAUGCAUGAGCGCGCUGCGCUUUCUCGUCGUCGUCUGGGCGAGCGCGCCUCAUCCGUGACAAUCCCGUCUCUUCCUCCGCGGGCCAUCAGCAAGAAUAACAGCGAUAAGCCCCAAUUUCUUCAUCUUGCACUUAUGUCGGGAAUGAGGCAGCUGGUUGCGACAUGCUGGACCUGCCUGCUGCUCUCCGCCUUCCUGUGUGAGCCUGCGCUCUCCAAAGGAGGUCGCGGGGGCUCCCGGGGCUCCUCGCGCGGAUCCCCCGCGCGCAGCUCCACGGCGGGGACCUACCGGGGAGGAGGAGCCUACGGCGGCACGCGCUCACGGUUCAGGGUGGCCGGCCGGUCGUCCGCGGUGAGGGUGGCGAGCGCGGCUGCGGCCGGAGCCGCGGUGGCGCUGACGGCGGACAAAUGGUACGCGUCCGCCUACCGCCGCAGCAAAGCGGACAGCUCCGACGAGGAGCUGGAUUACUACAACAGGACCAAUUACUUUGACGCGCUGAUGUCCAGCUCGACUGGGAACGAGUCCUUCCUCUCCAAUGUCGUCAGUGUGAUUCUCGCAACGUUUUCCACGCAUUAUGGACUCGUGUCGGACUUUAUACUGUAGACGUGCAGCCCUGCUUUUAGGAUGACAGUCCGAUCUUAUUAUGCCCAGAGACGAUGGACAUAAACGCAUUACUGUACUGUAUGUAUUUACACGCAUUUUAUACCAGUGGACACAGCAUUACCAGCAUAGUAUUCCCUAGUUUACCUUAUGAAGAGUGCACCAUCCAAUUUUUGUCCUGUCACUGAAAACAUGAAGAGCAAAGUUCAACUGUUUUCUGAUUAUAUACUGCCAAUAUUUGAUUUUUUUUUU
Molecule: messenger RNA, 852 nt
Organism: Fundulus heteroclitus (mummichog)
Lineage: Eukaryota; Metazoa; Chordata; Actinopteri; Cyprinodontiformes; Fundulidae
Gene: sprn
Product: shadow of prion protein
Exons: 2
Coding region: 4-603 (199 amino acids)
Cellular component (GO): membrane
Source: RefSeq, a predicted model, not a curated record